This is a messenger RNA of Planococcus citri (citrus mealybug), 3456 nucleotides long. Its product is annotated as hrp65 protein-like. NCBI's taxonomy places the organism in Eukaryota, Metazoa, Arthropoda, Insecta, Hemiptera, Pseudococcidae. Gene Ontology annotation, molecular function: RNA binding. The record is from RefSeq and is a predicted model, not a curated record. The coding region runs from base 1299 to 2546 and encodes 415 amino acids. Gene Ontology annotation, cellular component: nucleus. Gene Ontology annotation, biological process: regulation of DNA-templated transcription. The transcript is spliced from 12 exons.
CUGUGCUUGCUUUCAGAAGUAAUGGCUUCCUCUCAACUUUAUGUUAUUGUUUGUCUUGUCAUUCGUUAGCCAGCCAUCACCAAAAAAUAAAAAUAGUUGAAAAUUAACUGUAAUUAGUGUUUUAGUUUACAAAAAUUUUAUUUUGUCCGGUUGUUUACUAUUUGAGAUAUUAUGUCAAAUCCGAGUACAACGGCGGCGUCUAUGGUUCCUAUUACGCCUUCCUUGCCAACGCCUACGUUAAAAGAGCGUUUAGCAGUUUUCGGAAUUCCCAAUGUAACAAAUGUCCCAUUUGAAACAGCUGGAAUUAUUGUUACGCUGCUCACGAAGCUUGAAACUCAAAACUCGUUAUUGAUAAUGAUAUUUGCUCGCUCUAAUCUAGAGAGAUUUUUCAAGAAGGUUGUAAUAUCCUAUAUGCCCGCAAAGUGGAAGAAAAAACGAACCGCCUAUCAUGCUGGAUAUGUGGCGUUUUAUGAAGAUUCAGACAAGAACUCAACGUUUUCCACGGCUGUAUCGCAAGUACGAAAAUUAUUUCCCAGUGGGGCGAAACAUUUUGCUGAUGUCUGUACUUCGUUCUAUGAACGCGCAUCGAAACUGACGCACAACUUAGCCGAGGUGUGUAACUCAGCUUAUAGUGCCGCAGAUCUCCUUCAGUUACUUACGCACAUUCCUAAAUUGGACGAAAACGAGCACCGCGCCUUACACGCUAUCACAUCUCUUAGUGAAAUGAGCUGAAUAAUAAUAAAAUAAAGAUAUAAGUGUUUAAACUCUGGUGGGAUUGUCAAUUUCGUCAUCUUUGUACGCUCCAAUAAUAAAUCGUCCGAGUCAACUGUCGUCAUUAGCGUGAAAAUGGAUAUUUCAAUGAAAAUUUUUAUUGUUCCUCAUUAUAGUUAUUAGCUUGUAAAUUGAAACAUUCGUUUAUCCUGUAUUUCCUAUCGAUCAGGCUAAGUUAUUCUUAGUUAUUACUAUCUCAUAAAUGUUAGCGAACUUUUAUCCUAUAUUUCCUAACAAGCUAUCGUUAUAAAGAUGAGAUAUUGUUUCUUUUAAAUUUUUUGCCAUUUCCAAUAAAGGGUUUUUUCUAUUGUAAUGUUGUUUCCUUUCCUUUCUUUUACAUUUGGUUAAUUUCAUCGUCAGGAUAUGUCGAUAGGGUUAAUUUGUCUACAAACAUCGCACGACGCACUAGAAUAUUGGAACAUGAGAUGAAUUCGACGGCUGAAAGAUUAUUUCUUUCUAAAUCCUCGUAACUAGGGUGCUCAAUAUCUGAUAAUAAUCGUUACGUUCAUGAUUUCAGGACAGGAUUCAUGAUAAACUUUCUACAAUGUCCUGAAAACACUUACGAUCUUCCACCCAAAAAUGAUGCCGAACAAAAAUUCUCAUCUCGAUGCAGAUUAUACGUCGGAAACUUGGCUGAAAUCACCGAAGAAGAAGUUACUGAGAUGUUCAAAAAAUUCGGAGAAAUUAACGAGUGUUUCGUUAACGCUGAAAAAAUGUUCGCAUUCGUUCGUCUGGACUACCGUGCUAAUGCUGAAAGAGCUAAACGCGAACUUGAUGGCACGAUGAGAAAGAACCGAGCACUUAAAGUUCGGUUUGCACCGGUCGGUGCAGCUAUUAAAGUGAAAAAUCUUACUCAAUGGGUUACGAAUGAACUAUUGGAAUACGCUUUCUCUGUUUUUGGUGAAAUUGAACGUGCCCAAAUACUCGUCGAUGACCGUGGUAAUUCGUUGAAAGAAGGUAUUGUCGAAUUCGCUCGCAAACCUACUGCUUUACUCGCAUUGCGCCGAUGCGCCGAAGGGUGUUUCUUCUUAACCAGUUCCUUGAGACCAGCGAUCGUUGAACCGUACGAUGUCAUCGAUGAUGUUGAUGGUUUCCCUGAGAAAUCAAUUACUCGAAAACCUCAGGAAUACAUCAAAUCUCGUGAAGUCGGUCCUCGUUUCGCUAAUCAAGCUUCUUUCGAGUACGAAUACGGUACUCGUUGGAAACAACUGUACGAUCUGUAUAAACAGAAAGAAGAUGCGCUGAAACGCGAAUUGAAAGCUGAAGAAGAGAAACUCGAAGCUCAAAUGGAGUAUGCCAGAUUUGAACACGAAACUGAAAUGCUCAGAGAACAACUUAGAAAACGUGAAAUGGAUCGAGAUCGUCAAAAGAUCGAAUGGGAAUUGAAAGAACGUCAAGCUGACGAACAGAGAAGGAUGGACGAUGAUAUGAUGAGAAGACACACCGAUGAUUUGAGCAUGCGUAUGCAUCAUCAAAAAGACGAUAUGAGACGGAGACAACAAGAAAACAAUAUGUUUAUUCAGGCCCAUCAAAUCAAAAUGGAAGAUCGUGCUGGUCCAAACGGAAAUUUUGAACAAGGUAAAUUCGACACAGAUGUUAACGUAAGAGAGUUGAAAUCUGCAGGUCCUGGAAAUGCGCCUGGGGAACAGAAUAUGUUCAUGGAACGAAAUUCACGCUUCGAAGGAGGACGGAAAGAUGAACAGUAUCCGCGUCGUUGGGGGCAUGGUGGUCAUCCCGGUCACGAAGAUUUUCCUAAUAAACGUCGACGUUAUUAAAUUAAAACGAAAAACGUAACGUCUUUGUAAUACGAAAAAAGGCAAUUACGUUCAUACGCAUACAUACUAGGUAUGCUAUAGAUACCCGAACCGGAUAAAUGAUAAUGAAAGGAUAAUUCAAAGGAGCCAAAAAUAACACUGUAUAUAUUUUGUAUUACAACAAUCAUUGUAUUUCGAUGGACACACUUACACAAACACAUCAACGGAAUACGUUGAGAUAAUAUUGACCUCGUGCCUGCGUUGAUGUUUUACUCGUGACUUAUUGAUUAAGAGAAAGGAAACAUUGACAAAUUUUAAAUGAAAUUUUCGCUUGACUAUAAAUUAUAUAUUUUUUAAAUUUACUUUUUAGUUCGUCAAUAGUAAUUUUAUGCGUUCGCUUGGAAACUUUUUAUUUGAAUUAUUAUUUAGUUGGACAGAAUUUAUUGUUUUUCGUUCAGUUUGAAAUAUUAUAAUAAUGAAUUUUGAAGAUUCUUGAGGAUGGUGCGAAAACAUACUACGUACUAUCUGGUAUCGUAUUAUGAUCGAAUAUUUUAUAUUUUAUCAUUUAAAAAAUCGAUACCUUUCGAUUGAAAAAGUACGAUGUUGUGUGUUGUAAUCCGUGGUAGCUGUCUAGUGUCUGUAUGUUCUUUUAUGAUUUUUCGUUUCUUUCUUUUCUUUCUUUAUUUCUUUCUUUUUUUACAUAUUUUUAAUUUAAUUGAUAGGUAUAUAAAUUAUGGACCCUUAUAAUGUAAUUUCGCUAAGAAAAAACUAGCACUACUGCGAUUUUGUUGAAAAUUUUAUCGAUGAAAUAGUAUUGAGAGUUUAAUUCUUUUUUUUUCUCAUAAUCGCUGAAAUUAAUUCGGAUACUGUGUAUAAAGUUGAUACAUACUUAAGGAUUCCUUUCUUUAAAUAUAUUAUAUUAUUAUAAUUA